CUGGCACUCCCCAACGCCUGCCGUCUCCGUCGUCUGCUCCGGCACUCACCAUUCAGCCGGCAGCUGCAAUUCAGCGGCAGCCGCCCCUCGAUUCAGCACCUAUUCAGGCAUUCAGCGAGCCAGCGUCCUCUUCAUUAUCCAGACACUUUUAGCAAAAUGGAUGAUGUGGAAAAAGAUCUUGCUGGUCCGAAAACACUUGCCAUGUUGCACUUGCAAGCGGCUCAUCGCUCACAUCGUGUUUGGACAGACCCGGCAUUUGUAGACACAAAAGUCAUUCCCGUUAGUUAUGAUAGUAGUAUCCCUGCUCAGUUUCGAGACCCGAGGGUUACAAAGAAUUUGAGGCGGGCUGGGUUCUAUGGGGUGCACCGAGUGCAUCCCAUCAGAUUAUAUCAUGGUCUCAUCACAGCCUUGAUAGAGCGAUGGAGGCCGGAGGUGCACGCAUUCCAUUUUCCUUUUGGGGAAAUGGGAAUCACUCUAUAGGAUGUAGAGUGUCUUAUGGGCCUUGCAGUCGAUGGGUUGCCAUUUCUAGGUGCGCCGGCCUUGCUCCCGGAUCAGCGCGAUGAGGUUUUCCGUGAUAUCCUUGGAUGGGAGGUUGAUGCAAACGAUUUUGGGCGUCUUGACCAGUUCAAGAUUUUCAAGUUAGGCUGUAGAGAGCAACCAGAUGUGCAUUGGACCGACGAGCAGGUGAAGCAAUAUACUGCAGGAGUUAUUUAUGGGUACCUGGGAGGGCUCUUAUUUCCGGACACUUCCGGGAGGUAUGUGACAACUGAUUUUGUCCCAUUACUAGAGGAUUUUGACCAUACAUCCAAGUACAGUUGGGGUUCAGCCGUUCUGGCCCGACUGUAUAGUAGCCUUUGUCGUACGUCUUUGAGGACGAAUGAUGGGACACGACCUAGUGGGUGUGUCCUUCUUCUCCAGCUUUGGGCAUGGGCGCGGUUCUUGCCGAUCAGACCUGUGGUGCGUGACUUGCCAAAUGAUCGCCACGGACCUCUUUUCUUUGAUGACCCACACGGUGCUCGGUGGAGAGUUCGGAAAAGCUAUGCUCACACCGCGCGAAAUAAUGGCCGAUACUUUCGGGACCAGUUUGAUGGUGCCCUAUAUCGACAUGUUGAUUGGGAACCAUACGACGUCGAUAGUCUACCUGCAUACUGCAAAGCAGGCCAGAGACUGUGGUCUUUCGAGGGCAUAAUUAUUUACCGGUGGCAUGUCGAGCCCAUCAUGCCCAGACGGUUUGCUAGGCAAUUCGGCAAAUUGCAAACCAUCCCUGAGCUCCCAUAUCCGUAUGGCGCGGACAAUCAUAAGUGCGGAGGCACCCAUUCCCGCGAGACUUUGUCCGCAUACAUCCACGAGGGGAGAGAAGAUCGAUACAAUCAUGUCGUCUUGGAUCAGAUGGAGGCGCUUCCAUCCCCUCGCGACACCGGAGAACAUGUUGGGCAGGGUUAUCGGGAUUGGUUUGCCUUUUACGGUCGUCGUCUAAUACGGAACCCGGCUCACCACCACGACAACGGUGCUGAAAGCUCUGCUGCCGCACUUGUUGUUGCGGUUAACACUAUGACUAGGGUGAGGGAUCUCCUUGAGGCGUGUCCCGGAGAUCAAAACAAUGAUGCACAGAUGAUCUUGGCGCAAUGUAGGGAUACUCUCACUCAAACUUUAGAGGAGCUUGCUCGGAACAACUACAUCGGAGAUGAAGAUGAAGACGAACGCCGUGGUAACAGGCGACGCCGACCACAAGGAUGAUUGCAACCAGGGGCUGACCCAUGUUAGGGAUCCACGGGGUCCGGGUGACCAAUACGUAAUUAUGUAUACUCCGUAUAUAUAGAUCAGAGUGCUUCGUGCACCACAACCGCACCUCCGCCUUCCGCCACCGCGUAAAUGCAGUAAAUCCUCCUCCAAUUCAAAUUUUCAAAUUCCAAUAUUAUCAGGUAUGGUUUGUGAUGUAUUGAUAUGUGAAUUUGUGAAGUAUGAGUUUGUUUGUCAUUUGUGAUUAGGUUAGUUUUUACGUUUGGUUCAAGGAGUUUGAAUGAAAAAAAAAAUAGUUUUUCCUUAU
Messenger RNA from Cuscuta campestris, 2047 nucleotides. The record is from the annotation of a GenBank genome assembly. Lineage: Eukaryota; Viridiplantae; Streptophyta; Magnoliopsida; Solanales; Convolvulaceae.